AUGACAGUUACUAAAAAAGAAACAACUGACGAUAAAAUAAACCCACAACUUCACCAAGAAUCAGUAAAAUCAGAACCACGACAGGAAGAGGCACAGACGUCGUCAUCCUCCAAAGAAAACAAGACCACUUCCACUGAUGCUGCAUCAUCCGCCACAGCUACAGGUUCACGUAAACUACCACCAUUAGCUAGUCUACAAUCAGUCUACCGUAGCGAUUAUCAACCAUUUACGACUUUUUUACCUUAUGAACCAGCAUUUAGAGAACAACAAUCUAAUGGCAGUUCCUCGGUUGGGGCCAUGACGACCAAUAUUGCAGCCAGUGCUUUAUCACGAUUAGAAUCGGGCGAUUUUGGAACUGCGGGGAGAAACAACAACAAUAACAAUGAUAAUGAUGAAGAUGACGUAAAGCCGGCGUCAAAUGAAACCAAGCUGGAGAAAUCCCACCAUUCAGGAGUACAAGCAGCACACGAUCGACUUAAACAACAACAGCAACAACAACACCCACAUAAAACCAAACCAUCUACCACAACCUCUUCCACUGCCUCGCUCACUACCAAUGACCAGCAGAAACCAUUCAAAUGCACAUUCGAAUCCUGUGAAUGGUCAUUCGCACGUCAAUCAGAUCUUACGCGUCACUUCAAAUCCCACAUGGCACCACAAUACAAUUGCCCCUAUUGGAAAAACGACCCUACAUGCCACAAGAACGGAGGCGCUUUUAAUCGAUUAGAUGUCUUAAAGCGACAUUUGAAAUUGGUGCAUUAUGUACGUGAUAAACGAUUACCUAUUGGUGAAGGUAGCUCUGUGGAGAUAAGUAAUAAUGGUACAAACUCUAGAGGAUCUGUGAUUAAAAGCGUUGAUGAACCGGGCUGGUGUCGAUCGUGCCAAAGGAUGUUCCCUAAUGCCAAAGCGUUUAUUGAACAUUGUUAUGAAUGUGCUUCUCAAACCCAACCUACUGAAUGGCGAUCUCAAAAGAGCACCAAUGUUGAUAGUAGUGGCGCUAGUGGUUCUGGUGUUGGUGGGUCUUCAACGGAUGCUGAUUUACACCAAACUAAAUUUAGAGUACUUAUAGGGCCACCUCAGAAUAAGAAACAGAAAACUACAGCCACAUAG
Lodderomyces orthopsilosis Co 90-125 is the source of this 1110-nucleotide messenger RNA. RefSeq lists its product as uncharacterized. NCBI's taxonomy places the organism in Eukaryota, Fungi, Ascomycota, Pichiomycetes, Serinales, Debaryomycetaceae. The record is from RefSeq and is a predicted model, not a curated record. The transcript has a single exon. Gene Ontology annotation, cellular component: nucleus. The coding region runs from base 1 to 1110 and encodes 369 amino acids. Gene Ontology annotation, biological process: regulation of transcription by RNA polymerase II.